Molecule: messenger RNA, 2711 nt
Organism: Pseudo-nitzschia multistriata
Lineage: Eukaryota; Bacillariophyta; Bacillariophyceae; Bacillariales; Bacillariaceae
Source: the annotation of a GenBank genome assembly
CACCUCUGAAAGGGUCCAUCCAUUCACCUCGCUGCAUCGUACCCACUGACGCUAGGUGACUGAAUCUAACCAGUGACUACCCUGGAGAUAGAAAACAUCGAAUCCUAUCUCAUCGCAUCGAGAAAGAUAGGCCAAGUCCUCGUUCCACAUCCAAUCCAACAUGUCCGCCGCAGGCUCCGAAUUCCGCCAGCGAGGCGUCAACCGAUCCCAGGCGCAAGCUCCUCCCCCCCCGCAACGCCGGGCAUCGACUUCGAGCAGCCUGCCGCGGCCCGGGUACUCGUCCGCUCCACGACCCAGCCCGAAACCAAUCCAGAGACAAAACCGUAGCUUUUCGAAUUCAUCGAUCGGCGGCUCKGUUCCCUUUUCGUCCUCGCCGUCGUCCUCCCAGGCACAGAGAUCGGGAUCCUUCACCGGKUAUCCAAGCACCGCGCAGGCGUACAAUCCCAAUGCCAGCUCGUCCAGCUUGAACAGCGGUUACGGAGGAUACGGAGGCAGCGCCAACACYACCAUGAAUGGUGGUUACGGAAUGAACGGUGCCGGAGCCAGCAAUGGAAUGAGCAACAACGUCGGCUACGGGAGAGACGACGCCGACCAAAAUAAAUACGGCAAAAAGCCCAACCGCAAGGGAGGAAGCAGCAGCUUCACGGGCGGCAUGGGCUUUGUUGUCGGAGGCAUUGGCCUCUUCUGCUACGCCAUUCUUAUGACGACGCUCUAUUGGUCCAAAAGCUCCCAGACAAAAUCGAUGCUCUCUCGACUAGACUUGCCCGACACACUCACCGUCAUUGAAACAAUGGAGAGCAUAAAGCGGCAGUUGAAAUCGAGUGAGUCGAUGCGACAACGGAACGAGCAGGCGACCAAGWCCAAGCACRGCAACGAGAUCAACACCCUGGAACGAUCCAACCGUWUGCUGAAGGAACAAUUGGAACACCACACGGAURUCGUKGUACCGGARGCCCGCGRUAAGAUCGAGAAGCACACGAGGCGAGAAAAGGCUUUUGCAGAUCAGAUUGGGUGGUUGAUGGACGCAACGAGAAGGGAAUCGAAGCGGAUGGUGUUGGAAAGGUACGAGUGCGAUUGAAAAUACGCGUAGUGUUGGCUGAUGUUAUGGAAACAAAGAGAUCAAUUWAAAAGGGCUAAAAAUUGGAACAGCGAGAAUUCUUACAAAAUGCUAUGGUUCCUCUCACAACAAUAUUUUACCUUCUUUUUGGUUUUCGGAUUCUCAUUUGAUUGUAUCUCACCCAUUUUAUUUGCUGAUUUCUGYUAUGUCGGUCGUUUCUCUCUGAAUUGCAAUCUGUCAUGAAAUCUUGAUUACACGCCGUUCUCUUUAUCCCGAUUUUCGACAAUUUGAAACGUUACAAAACAAACAGAUUCGGUCCAGGUCCUCAUAAAGUCUCGGUCCACUAUUUGAUCCCCGAAGACCCGMUGAAAUCUGACGGGCCGAAAAUUAAAAAAAAAUUCCAAAUUGAUUUGGCACCUCUAGAUCUGGUCCCUCACGCYAUUCAUCUUUUUUUGGAGCAGGUCGAUCAUGGAUUGUUGGACGGUACACACUUUUAUUUGAACGGCCCCCACAUUGUGCAGGCGGGUCCCCAACCAGAGUGGGGACAUACCGCCGUCGACGGCAACGACGACACAUUUUAUCAACACCACCCCAAGAAAGAAGAGCUGAGCAACUCUGCCAUUGGAACCAUGGAAAAAUAUGAAAAGCAGGCACAAAAGAAAAAACAAGAAGACCAUGGUCAUGAUGACAGGUUUGAUGAUGACGACGACGAUAUGUACGAAAACUAUUUCAAUGAAGAAGACUACGCCAUAGAGGACAAACGCACCCAGAGAUUCGCCGAUAUGGGGUUGGAACAAUUGGCCUUUCCCGAUUAUCACCAAGAAUGGCCCCACGAUGCAUGGACGGUCGGAUUUACUGGCCGGCCCGGUGGACCUGACUGGUAUAUCAACAAGGUCGACAACAGGCAGGGACAUGGACCCGGUGGGCAGUACCAGUACGCCCUCAACGAACAAGGAGAUUCCUGUUUUGGGGUCAUUUCGGGUGGUCCCCAACGUGAAGAAGUGGUUAAAGAUAUUUAUACUGGCGGUAUCUACGGGGACAAUUCCGAAUGGCACCAUUUCAUGACUCACCCUAUCGAGAUUGYCCAUGCUGAAAUUCUCACCAAGGAGCCAAUGAUGGAUAAGCACAUCCAUCUGACACACCUGAMGAGCCAGCACAAGGUCUACAACCACCGGAAGAAACAUCGCCACAUCGACGAGGAACUGCUUCCGGAAUCCACCAUUCACCACGGCGAAGGCGUCGAUCCCAACARUCUGCCAAACCACUUGAAAGAAAGGCUGGCCUACAAAAAGAAGGGUGCCAAGAUAUCCAUCAAUAAGGUUAAGCAUGGACAUCGACCCCACAUCGAUGGAGCUGCAGAGGCAUAAGACAAGAAAAAAAUAUCAACGUUUGAAGACAUUAAGUCGCCAUUGCAUACUAAUAUUCUAUUAUACAACCAUACCCACAUUUUGUGUUUCAUCUUGAUUGCGAUCCGUCGAAACAUUUCGUCAUUACUACUGGAUAGAGGAGCUCGGCAUUCUGAUCGGCAUCGGCUGCCCUUAUGGCAUCCGUAAUGGGAGAUCGACCGGAGGGCAUUUCAAUGAAUCGACACAAAGCGAUGUUCGUGYAGAGCCUCUAAGACAUCGUUUGGGCGGCAUAAAUAUGCGCGAUGGUU